ACACUCGUUUCCUAUCGAGCAUUAAGAAUUUGAUGAAAUGCAUUUGAAAGGGAAACAGAUGAUGGGUAGGUGAAGCUAGGUUGCUGUAAUCCUGAUUAGCUGUUUCUACAAAAGGAGAGAGGUUAUCUUAAAUUGAUUACUUUUUACCUUUUGACUUUUUAUGGCUAUUUGGCAAUCCAUCAUAUUAAUGGAAGCAUCCUUGAGUCUGAAACGUGUUAUUAGCUACGUGUUAAUAUUUUUCAUUUUUGUUAUUUAGUCUCAGUUUCUUGGAAUCUUUUUUUCUAUUUUUUCUCAACUUUACCGUUCUCUCUGGGACAAUGAGUUUAUUCGCAUUUUUCAACUAUUUUAAGUUCGCAGACCAUGACCCAGAAGAGGACCAUAAAGGAGCUUCUCAGUCAACUAUUCCUUCUUCGUUUUCUCAGACUGUCCAAAAUAAACCGUUUGGAUCACAAGCUCCAAGCAUUUCUAAUUCUGGUCCAACCCUCGUUCCCUCUGUUCAUCCCAAUUGCGAUGGUCCAGGUUUUUCCGACACCUCCAAUUCAACCAUUCAAAUCUCGAAUCUCCCUCAACUUAGGUCCGAACCGAACCAGCGACUGCGAGUACAAGUUAAAUGCAAUGAAUUACCAUGGAAGACGAAGAGUUGGGGUUAUGAUCCUAGUGGUAGGAGACAUUUGGUUAUCGAUUUUGGUCAAUAUCGGAUAUAUAACGAUGAGCUGGAUGUUAAUCAUGAAGAUCAGAUUCCAUGGGAACAGUUGCAACGAUACACUCCCUUGCUUCGAGAUGAAGAGGAGGUAAGUGCUUCACCACCCGUUGUUGAUGCCCAAUGCCCAAACCCAAUUCAUUUUCGUUGCGUUUACUGUAAGGCUACUUGUAAAAAGAUGAAAAAUCUGAAAGAACAUGUAAUCGGAAAAAAAUAUCCAAAUAAGAAGGCCUGGUACAUCCCAUGCAAAAUCAGAAUUCGCGAUGAACAAAUACCGAAUGAUGGUUUUGUUCCUAAGGGCACUUACCCACCUCUGAAGUUCCCAUGGUGCAAGUUGGAUUAUGUCGAUUGCGAUAACGAGAAAGGACAGAAAGGCUCCACUAUACCUGAGUCAAUUUUGGAAAAGCUCAAUGCUUACCAUAAGGAUCUGCGACCAGGUGUUUCUCACUCUGUUUCUGCCACAGCACCUUUCUCGAGUGCUUCGCAAAGCAGCUAACAGUUAUCUCGACAGUCCACGGUAAUGAAUUGUAAGUUGUUCUCAUUUAAAUUUCAUCGCUCGAUCACUGUUGAUGAAGAGAAUUGGAUAUAGUGCCCGCCACACUGAACUGAGCGAGUCGUACAUUUCAUUUGAAGAUAUUUAUAGGAGAAGAUCUCACCAAUAAAUAUGACUAUUCAUACAAUGAAUACUACUAGCAACGGCAAAUACAAAUGUAAGAGCAAAUUAAAAAAUCACUGAAGUGCAAUAAUCUCUAGUAAUACAGGAUGUAUUUAAGAUUAUUCAUUUAUUCAUCCAAAAGCUUGAUUUGUACAAGGAGGAAUUCGACCCUCCAUAGAAAAUUGCAUCUGGCUGAAAUCAAUUAUCAAAAUGUUCAAAAAGAGAUAAUUUUUUAAAAUAAAUAAUCGAACCAUUUCAUUGUA
Messenger RNA from Tetranychus urticae (two-spotted spider mite), 1618 nucleotides. RefSeq lists its product as uncharacterized. The record is from RefSeq and is a predicted model, not a curated record. Lineage: Eukaryota; Metazoa; Arthropoda; Arachnida; Trombidiformes; Tetranychidae.